AUGGCCCGCACCAAGCAAACCGCCCGCAAGUCGACCGGCGGCAAAGCUCCUCGGAAACAGCUGGCCGCCAAGGCUGCCCGGAAAUCGGCGCCGGCCACCGGAGGCGUCAAGAAGCCUCACCGCUACCGUCCCGGCACAGUAGCCCUUCGAGAAAUCCGUCGGUACCAAAAAUCUACCGAACUCCUCAUCCGCAAACUACCCUUCCAGCGUCUGGUCCGUGAGAUCGCCCAGGACUUCAAGACCGACUUGCGCUUCCAGUCCUCGGCGGUGAUGGCACUGCAGGAGUCCGCGGAAGCCUAUCUCGUCGGACUGUUUGAGGACACCAACUUGGCCGCUAUCCAUGCCAAACGAGUUACCAUCCAGCCCAAGGACAUGCAGCUGGCUCGCAGACUAAGGGGAGAACGAUCGUAG
Messenger RNA from Puccinia triticina, 411 nucleotides. RefSeq lists its product as uncharacterized. Gene Ontology annotation, molecular function: protein heterodimerization activity; structural constituent of chromatin; DNA binding. NCBI's taxonomy places the organism in Eukaryota, Fungi, Basidiomycota, Pucciniomycetes, Pucciniales, Pucciniaceae. Bases 1 to 411 code for a protein of 136 amino acids. The record is from RefSeq and is a predicted model, not a curated record. The transcript is spliced from 4 exons. Gene Ontology annotation, cellular component: nucleosome.